Molecule: messenger RNA, 3256 nt
Organism: Sturnus vulgaris (Common starling)
Lineage: Eukaryota; Metazoa; Chordata; Aves; Passeriformes; Sturnidae
Gene: SLC16A10
Product: solute carrier family 16 member 10
Biological process (GO): transmembrane transport
Cellular component (GO): basolateral plasma membrane
Molecular function (GO): transmembrane transporter activity
Source: RefSeq, a predicted model, not a curated record
CCCCCCGAGGGCGGCUGGGGCUGGGUGGUGAUGCUGGCCGCCAUGUGGUGCAACGGCGCCGUCUUCGGCAUUCAGAACUCAUGCGGGGUCCUCUUCGUCUCCAUGCUCCGGCUCUUCGGCAGCAGCGAGGACAAGCAGCUGGUGUUCAAAACAGCAUGGGUGAGCUCUCUUUCUAUGGGAAUGGUCUUCUUCUGUUCCCCAAUAGUCAGCAUAUUCACAGACCUGUUUGGCUGUCGAAAAGUUGCUGUUGUUGGAGCUGCAGUGGGGCUUGUUGGACUCCUUUCGAGUUCUUUUGUAAGCACCAUUGAACCCCUGUAUUUCACCUACGGGAUCCUGUUUGCCUGUGGCUGCUCGUUUGCCUACCAGCCAUCCCUGGUCAUUCUCGGGCACUACUUCAAGAAGCGCCUGGGACUGGUGAAUGGCAUUGUCACUGCAGGCAGCAGCUUGUUCACAGUGUCCCUGCCCUUCCUCCUGAGGGUCCUCAUCGACUCUGUCGACCUCUACAACACCUUGAGGGUCCUCUGCAUCCUUAUGUUUGUUCUCUUCCUGGCUGGAUUUACAUACAAACCUCUCGUUCCCAACACCAAAGAAAAGGAGGGAGGAAAGAAGGGAAAAUUCAAAUUACCUCCUGCGAAAAAGAUUUGCAAUUUCUCCGUUUUCAAAGUUCUCAGUUACCGAAUCUGGGCUUUUGGGAUCCCAGCUGCACUUUUUGGAUACUUUGUGCCUUAUGUUCACUUGAUGAAUCAUGUAAAAGACAGAUUUGGUGACAGUGUGCCAGAAGAAGUGCUUCUGCUAUGUCUGGGCAUUACUUCAGGAGUUGGCAGGUUGAUCUUUGGCAGAGUUGCAGAUUAUAUUCCCGGUGCAAAAAAAAUAUAUUUACAGGUGGCCUCAUUCUUUUUUAUCGGGCUGAUGUCUAUGAUGAUUCCACUGUGCAAUGUCUUUGGAGCUCUCGUUGCUGUCUGUCUCUUCAUGGGCCUGUUUGAUGGCUGCUUCAUUUGCAUUAUGGCUCCUAUUGCCUUCGAGCUCGUUGGGGCUCAGGAUGUCUCCCAGGCCAUUGGAUUUCUGCUUGGACUCAUGUCAGUGCCAAUGACAGUGGGUCCACCCAUUGCAGGUUUGCUGCGGGAUAAGCUUGGCACCUACGAUGUGGCAUUUUACCUGGCUGGAGUCCCUCCCCUCAUAGGAGGAGCUAUUUUGUGUUUCAUCCCCUGGGUCCACGAACGGCAGAAGUUGAAAGAGAGAGCAAAAGCUGUUGAUGGAGAAACUACUGAGAAAAUGCUGGAAAAUGAAAGCACUUUGGUGUCAGACACGACAGAAAAGCCAGUCAAAGAACUGGAUUCUGGCUUUUGAUGCCUUUUUCUUUUCCCUGUACCAUCCUGACCUCCUCCCACUGAAGCUAGAUUUCUACUUUUUGCCUGAAGAUAUUAAUACAAUACUGAAGUCUCGAACUAUUGCUCAAAUUGAAAAACUGCUACAAGAAUCUUUUAUACCAUUGAACUUUUUUGACAAGUCUUUGAAUUUGAUUUCAAGCCACAUUUUCAAGGUAUUUGAAGUUUUGUAGCUUUAGUGUGUACGUGAGUAGUGAUUCUGUGUGUGAAGAGAAUAUUUUUCUAAUCCAUCAGGACUGAUUUCUGGAAAUGUGAAAGCUGUUUUUCCUUCACUGACCCAGGAUUUUUCAAUAAUGUCUGUGAUCCAUCCUCUGUAGGCACACCCCUGAGUGUUUAUACUGGAUAAUGUAGUAGCUCUUACGACUGAUCUGUUUUUUUGAAGUUUAUCAUGCUGUUUACAGUCUUUUAUAAUUCUCUAUCGUGAACACAAAUAUGCAUCCUUUUGCUGAAAUGAUUGUUCCAUUAGAAAGCUAAAUUAUUAUAUAACUGUUGAAACACUCACUUGUGUUUGCAUUCACCUUUCACAGUAGCCCAAAGAACAUUAAGAAUGGCAUUUUUGGAUGGGCUCAGGUUUUGAAAAUGUGCAAACCAAGCUCCAAGUGCAAACAUGUUCAGAAGUUAAGCUGCUGAAUAAUAGAUUUUUUUAUUAUUAUUAUUAUUUGGUGAAGGCAAUACCCUUAAGGUGUACGUGUAUAAAUCUUUUUUCAACCAAACCUCAGAGUAGUGGAUAGUUUUGAAACUGUACUGACUAAUUCUUUGGAGCAGUAUUGUGAAUUAGACUAAAUUUAAAAGUAUUCUAUUGUACUUGUUAAGAUUUCUUUUUUUGUUGUUCAUAAAACCAAGACAGCUUUAAAGGAUACACUCUAAGUGCAAUACCAAGAUGUUUUUAAUGUGGAAAUAUACAUGAGCUAUUAAAACAACAUUCAGCAAUUAAAGAUUUUUGCACUAAGUGAACAUGCAGGUUUAUUACAUGUCUUCAUAGCUGUGCUCAAUUGCCUGUAGAUUAUAUGGCUCCAUAUUUUAUUCAAAUAUAAAGAAAUGUCUUUUCAUGUCCUAUUUCUUGCUUAACAUCCUAAACAAAUGGCCCCAUUGCUUAGGUAUUAAACACUGUCUGUCAAGCAAGUAACCUCUUUUUCUGAAAAAUGUUUAAAACCAUAAUACUUUGAGAUGAAAACACUGCUUUUCAGCUGAUCAUAAAACACUUCUAAGCACAUUGCUUAUCUGUGGAUAUGGUUCAGCAAUCACUGGAAUAUUUAAUCAUUCUUUAUUUCAGGUCCGUUCAAUACUAAUAAUUUUUGUUGUCUCAUUUAAAACUGUCAUAGCAGAGUAAACUAAAUGUGAUCUGGACAAAAUGCGUAUUUAAGUGCUUUUUUAAUUAGUAACCGGUCUUUACAUAAACUAUGGAGGCAUACUGUUGGUUUUUUUUAAUUACAGCCUUUAUUGUCUUUUCUAUUUUAAUUCCUCUUUUUCCAGUGUUGUAGUAAAUUGCUCAGAAAACCCAUCUUAAACAGCAAUACUAUUGCAUUUAAUGUUUACAUCUAGCAACUGACAGAAGUUCCUUAAAUAUAAUCAUGCAAAGCAUUCUAAUAAUUGUAGACCAAAGUUCAGGCUUUUUUAUAUUGCAGAAUUUCAAUUCCCACUUUGCAUGAGUGAGGUCUAAAAGAAUUGAAUAUUAAAAUGUUAGAGAGACAUAUGUGGAGGGACUUGGAGGUGGUGGGAGGGAAAAGCCAAUCUGGAAAACUGAGGUUCCUUCAGGUUCUGGGACUUGUGCUUUGGCACAUGGUAAGUACUUCUAAAAAUGUCAUUAAAUUAUGCAUAGUAGUGUUAAUUAAAAUUACUGCCUUCAUUACAAAAGUGAUGCUGACAGCCAA